GUGUCGCCCCGCUCAUCUCCCAUUGUCACCUCAGCGAAUUACAACGUGUUCGCAGGCAGCGUCCGUUCAGCUCGUGUGAUGCUGCUGCUGAUUAGAACCGGUCCUCAUUCAUGUCGCGUCUGUUCUGUGCUGGAUUUGUGUUCGACUCCGUUCAUUUCCACGGUUUCUUACGUGACCAUUGUUCUUCUCCCGGCGUGUGUGGUCAGAUGUCUCACACACGCGCACUUGUGACGUGGGCUGGAGCCAUUAUGACAGGAAUGUUAGUCACAGUGUGUUAAAGUGAUGCCUUCACGGACAGGAGGGCCAGUUGCGUCAGUGCACGUCGCUCUUCAUAUUCAGUGUCAUGUAGUGUGUGGCUGAGAUUGCCAUGGGGGAGUAAAGAAUCAGAACACGCUGAUUUUCCGAUGGAGCUGGGGUCAAAUCAAUUGCUCCCCCAGUUUUGGAGACACGGAAGAAGGUCCCACGUGACAGCUGCAGGCUAUAAUUACCCACUGCACUUUGUGAUUUCAGCAGUUUGGGUGUGUGUAUCUAUUUAUGUAUAGCGUGUUUUAGUUUGAUGUUAAAAGGCAGGUAUUAUUCCAACAGUUGUUUGAUCAGUUUUAACCGCUUCCCCCCCCCCACGCUGUGAGGGAGUUUGACCUAGAGUGGCCUUUAAGAGACAGUGGUGUGAUGCUCCAGAGUACUGUCAUUGGUUGAUCCAGUGUCUCCAUCCUCUCCAGACUAACGCACGCACGCACACACACACACAGGCACAACACGGUGGGUUGUGGUCAGUGGGAAAUGGCCAGACCGGUGUGGUCCCCCCUUACUUCUCAACCACCUUGCUUCUUCCUACUCUGUAACCCUCUCGUAUAACAGUGAGACAGACAGACAGACAGACAGACAGGUGUUUGGACGCCACGAGGGAGGGUCCUGAGAGUGUUGGAACACACCCAUCUAGGAGGUUCUUGUGUGUAAGUCAGCUUUAUAAGCAGAUGAACAGAUGCUGUCUGAAGCAGAGCAGGGAGGAAGGUGUAACAUCCAAGUGAAAGUGGACCAAAUACUUUCAUACUACAGUUGUAGGACCCUGAAGGACGUUCAACUCCGGGGAUUUCUCGUCCUGUCUUCCCUAUUUUGAAAACAAUUGUCCUCUCAAACGUCUUUGGGACCAGUGUCCUCUCCCUUCCCUACACAGGCCUGCAGGAAAUCCAGCAUGGGUCUCCAGGUAGACUCAGUGCUCCAGUCUAUCCUCCUUUUUCCAAUCCAUCUUGUGGUAUGGUUGUACUCCGUCCUAUCCUUCCUGCCCUGGUACUACAUAACCAGCGCAGGGGACAGAAAAGCUCUGUCCAAUCGAGUAAAGGCACGUUCCACGUCAGGCUGCGCAGAGGGACCGUACCGCUCUGUGGACCACUUCGAAUGCCUGGCCAAGGAGGACUUACCAGGCAAGGACACGCUGGAUAAGCUCUUUGAGUACGCCGUGCAGCGUUUUGGAGAAGCAGAUUGUCUCGGCACCAGAGAAAUUCUGAGUGAAGAGAAUGAAGUUCAACCCACUGGUAAAGUAUUUAAAAAGCUGAUCUUAGGGGAGUACAGAUGGUUGUCCUACAAUGAGCUGGACAGUGUCAUCAGUCAGUAUGGCAGUGGAUUGGCUGCUCUCGGGCAGCAGCCCAAAAGCACCAUCGCGAUCUUCUGUGAAACCAGAGCGGAGUGGAUGAUCACUGCCCAGGCAUGCUUCAGGCGCAAUUUCCCAUUGGUGACAUUCUACGCCACACUGGGAGAGGAGGCCAUUACAUUUGGCCUGAAUGAGACUGGUGUCACACAUCUAGUUACUAGCGCGGAACUGCUGGAGACCAAACUGAAACAUGUGCUUCCAAAUACCCCCAAACUGAAGCAUGUGAUCUUCGUGGACAAGAAGAAAGUGAGCACAGACGGCUACCCAGCAGGAAUCUUAGUCCACAGCAUGGAGUCCGUACUGCAGCUCGGCACACUGCCUGAAAACGGGGGGAGAGCUAUUGUGAAGCCCAAGCCCUCUGAUCUAGCUGUAGUGAUGUACACCAGUGGCUCCACAGGAAGACCCAAAGGAGUCAUGAUAGUCCACAGAAACCUGAUUGCAGGAAUGACGGGACAGUGUGAGCGCAUCCCUGGACUUGGGCCUGAUGAUACCUACAUAGCCUAUCUGCCCCUGGCUCAUGUUCUGGAAAUGACAGCUGAAAUCUCCUGCGUCACAUAUGGCUGUCGGAUUGGCUACUCAUCCCCGCAGACGUUGUCAGACCAGUCCACUAAGAUUAAGAAAGGAAGUAAAGGAGACAGCUCAGUGCUCAGACCCACCCUGAUGGCAGCUGUGCCAGAAAUCAUGGAUCGCAUCAACAAGAAUGUGAUGAGCAAAGUGCAAGAAAUGAACUUCAUUCAGAAGACACUGUUUACACUGGGCUACAAAUAUAAACUGGGGCAGAUCAAGAAGGGCUAUGACGCACCACUCUGCAAUGCCCUGUUAUUCCGGAAAGUCAAAAAGAUACUGGGAGGACGAGUGAGGAUGAUGUUGUCGGGAGGAGCGCCCCUCUCCUCGGCAACUCAGAGAUUUAUGAACGUGUGUUUCUGUUGUCCAGUGGGUCAGGGCUAUGGCCUCACUGAGACCUGUGGAGCAGGCACCAUCACAGAGGUUGCGGACAUCAGCACGGGUCGCGUGGGAGCUCCUCUUAUUUGCUGCGAGGUCAAGCUCAGGGACUGGGUUGAAGGUGGCUACACCAGCAAAGACCAACCAAACCCAAGAGGGGAGAUCCUGAUUGGUGGUCCCAACGUUACCAUGGGUUACUACAGGAAUGAAAGCAAUAAUCAGGACUUUUUCGUGGACGAAAAUGGGCAGAGAUGGUUCUGCACCGGGGACGUAGGAGAGGUUUACCCAGAUGGUUGUCUACAAAUAGUGGACCGCAAGAAAGACUUGGUCAAACUGCAGGCUGGGGAGUAUGUGUCUCUGGGUAAAGUCGAGUCUGUGCUGAAAAACGCCCUCCUCAUCGACAACAUCUGUGCUUAUGCCAACAGUGAGCAGAACUACGUGAUCAGCUUUGUGGUUCCCAACCAGAAAAAGCUGACGGAGCUGGCCAAACAGAGAAGCAUCGUGGGAUCAUGGGAGGAGAUCUGCACUCACCCUGAAAUGGAGAGAGAAGUUCUGAAGGAGAUCAAGGUCGUCGCUGCCAACAUUAAACUCCAACGAUUUGAGAUUCCCGUGAAGGUGCACCUGAGUCCAGAGCCGUGGACCCCAGAGACUGGUCUGGUCACAGACGCGUUCAAGCUGAAGAGGAAAGAGAUUAAGAACCACUAUCUCCCCCAAAUAGAGAGAAUGUAUGGACGCAAAUAACUUUUCACCCAAUGGUCCCAAUCAUCACCAAAACCACUGUUCUGAUCUAUAAAAAUGAAUUCUGGCACCUGUGCUUGGUUUUUUCAUGCCAUGUGUAUACCAGACAUCCAAAUGAAGUGUCGUGGACAAAAAAGCUAAAUGCUGUAAAUAGUUGUAGCUGUUGCAUCAGUAUGUGCUGCUUUUUAUUAUUCCCGUGUGUUGGAAGAUUUGGGUUUUUAAGAGAGAUGCACCAGAGUGGUUUAUUCCACAGAAAGGUUUGAAACCAUGAGAACUCACAGCGGCCAUCCAUGCAAAUGAGUCGGCACUCAAGUUUGUAGCUGUUACCACAGUCCUCCAGUGACUUCCAACACUUUGUUGUUCAUUGAAAACAAUUAACUGUGAUCAUCACAUCUUAUUAAGCUCUUGUAAAGUUGAAGUCUUUUGUUGCUGUGCCUUCGGUCUGCAGUACUUGUGUGGUCAAGCAGAAAUAGGUGGCAUGUAUACAAAACUAAUAGUUUGUGUGUUGGUUACAGAAAUGGCUUAACUGCCAGAUUAAUGUUUACUUGGGGCUUUAGGAAAAAUAUUUCCCCACCCAGAGAUACACUGACAUGGUUCAUGGUCAUGUCUGCCUAUUUCUUUACAAUUGUUUUAUUUAUUUGUUGUUAUUGUGUGGAUUUAUCCAGGACGUUAAGACCAAAAUGUGUAAACACACGACUCAGGAAGAUACAGUAAACUAUUGUUUCAAUAUAUAAGUUUGGGAAAUAGUGGAUCCCUUGUAUAGGGAGAACAUCUGUCGGAUUGUGGAGAAGCGUAUUUAUUUGUGCAAGCUUGCUUAACUACUAAAAUGCUUUUGCUCGUAGCUAGUCUAGCAUUAGCUGUAGUCGGAACUGGCAUACUGUAAUACUUGUACUUUACCUUAGUUGACAGGUUCAUGUACAAUUUGGUAUCUUAACAUUGUCUUAUCAUUUUAAUAUUAUAGGAGUGUUUUCUAUGUAUUUUUCAAUGUACUGUGCUGAUGGAUUGUCAUCAUUAAACCCUUAUGGACGCAGACAUAGCAGUCACUUUACAGAUGGUUGUACAGUGAUCCUAUUUGUAUUUAUUACUCCAUUUUGAUCACAUGCCUUGUUCAACAUGUCGAAAAAUAAACAUCCUUUUCGUAA
Molecule: messenger RNA, 4470 nt
Organism: Paralichthys olivaceus (Japanese flounder)
Lineage: Eukaryota; Metazoa; Chordata; Actinopteri; Pleuronectiformes; Paralichthyidae
Gene: acsl4a
Product: acyl-CoA synthetase long chain family member 4a
Biological process (GO): long-chain fatty acid metabolic process; neuron differentiation; long-chain fatty-acyl-CoA metabolic process
Cellular component (GO): lipid droplet; plasma membrane; endoplasmic reticulum
Molecular function (GO): arachidonate-CoA ligase activity
Source: RefSeq, a predicted model, not a curated record